Nycticebus coucang (slow loris) is the source of this 2726-nucleotide messenger RNA. It is a transcript of the gene ADPRM, whose product is annotated as ADP-ribose/CDP-alcohol diphosphatase, manganese dependent. The record is from RefSeq and is a predicted model, not a curated record. The transcript is spliced from 5 exons. The coding region runs from base 1530 to 2381 and encodes 283 amino acids. Gene Ontology annotation, molecular function: CDP-glycerol diphosphatase activity; manganese ion binding; 2',3'-cyclic-nucleotide 2'-phosphodiesterase activity. NCBI's taxonomy places the organism in Eukaryota, Metazoa, Chordata, Mammalia, Primates, Lorisidae.
UUCCCACCUUUCAUCUUUCCAUUGUCUUUGCAUAUAAGUUUUGCACAACCCCUGGCUUGUUCCUGAGACACUUAGCUUAGUGUCUCAUGAAGGCUUUGAGCUUCUAUUAUAGUCUUCUCUAUUAACAAAUUCUCUCCUUGUGCCUAGACUUCCCUGCCCUCUCCGUUAUUUUGUAUAGACAGUAGAGUAAAGGAAAUAUUUUUCAGGAUAUUAUCUUUCACAGGUUCAUCCUAGAUACUUAGGGGCUUUCUACAAGGAACUUCAGCCUCCUGCUAGGCUUAAGUAUGGGGUAUUUGAGAAAUUUUAUUAGCAUUGUCUUGUAGCAAGUUUUUAGCAAUUAAGCAUUUUGGGGUGUUUCUUCUUACUCUUAAAAAUCACUUAUGCCAGUGGUGCCCAUAGCUCAGUGGGUAGGGCGCUGGGCAUAUACAUUGAGGCUGGCAGGUUCAAACUCCGCCCGGGCCAGCUAAAACAAUGAUAACUGCAAAAAAAAAAAAAAAGCUGGGGGUUGUCACAGGUGCCUGUAGUCCCAGAUACUUAGGAGGCUGAGGCAAGAGAGUUGCUUAAGCCCAAGAGUUUGCUGUUGCUGUGAUGCCACGGCACUCUACCCAGGGUGACAGCUUAAGACUCUUUCUCAAACAAACAAACAAAAAAAAUCACUUAAAGUGGUUUUCAUGAAAUACUGGCUGCUUAUCCUAUACCACAAUUUUUUGUAUGAAUUUUGAGAAAAAAAUCUUGCAUCGUUUUCUUUUUUUUUUAAGAGACCGGGUCUUGCUUUGUUGCCUAAGCUGGCUGUAGUGCAGUGGUAUGAUCAUAGUGUUAGGCCUAGGCUAAGGUAGAAAAAUACCAAUUAACUCCGGGCAAAUUUCUGGGCUGCAGGUUCUCAACAAAAUGGACUAAAUCUGGUUCACUCCCAAGAUAGAUGGGAAAGUACUCACUAACUUCUUGCUUGACUAACUCCCCUGAGAAUCAGACCAGGAGGUACCAGGUGUUCCUGGACUGACCUUUAAGAAAUACUAGCUGGGGAAAGUGUUGAAACAAAGAUGUAUGAUGUAUGACUAACCACAAAAUUCUGCUUUUGUACAAUGCUUGCUUGUUAUCUUACCCGGAUGUACCUGGACAGCCAGCCUACCUGCCAACCAGGAUGCAAACCAAGCCUUAAAAACCUGACCCCUUAAGCACUCAGUGCUGCUCUCAGAAACCCCAUGUUGGCGCGCUGAGGUAAUUGCUGGCCAGCUCUUCAAUAAAAGUACUCCUCUUUAAAUUUAACUUGUUGGGUGGUGUGGUCUUUGUGGAACCCCUGGGCACAACAUUUGGAGGCCCCAGCGAUAUCCUCCAGACUCUGGAACUGCUGAUCCUCAGACGGCCUCCAAGAGAGGAACAGGCUGCGGUCCCUCUGAGGGGAGGUGCCCCCUGGAAACAUUCCAGAGCCCCUGGAGAACCCAGAGCCCUCAGGAGACCGGCUGACGAUCACCCCUAAAUUCACCUGUGAGUCCACCUCUGGAGUUUAUUUAGAGAUCUGUUUGGAGGUUAUGGAUGACAAGCCCAAUCCUAAAACCUCAAGUGAGAGUUCAGAGCGUCUCUUCUCCUUUGGAGUUAUUGCAGAUAUUCAAUAUGCUGAUUUAGAAGAUGGCUAUAACUUCCAUGGAAACAGGCGACGAUACUACAGACACAGUCUUGUUCACUUACAGGGUGCCAUUGAAGACUGGAAUAGCCAAAGCAGCACACUGUGUUGUGUCCUUCAGCUUGGAGAUAUCAUUGAUGGGUACAAUGCCCAGCAUAAAGCAUCAGAAACAGCCCUAGAACUUGUUAUGAACACAUUCCAGAAGCUUAAAGUUCCAGUUCACCAUACAUGGGGAAAUCAUGAAUUCUAUAACUUUAAUAGAGACUAUUUAACAAACUCUAAACUUAACACAAAGUUUCUAGAGGACCAGAUUGCACAUCAUCCUGAGACCAUGCCUUCAGAGAAUUACUAUGCUUAUCAUUUUGUACCAUUCCCUAAAUUCCGGUUUAUUUUACUGGAUGGUUAUGACUUGAGUGUCUUGGGUGUGGAUCAAUCUUCUCCAAAAUACCAGCAGUGUAUGAAGAUUCUGAAGGAGCACAAUCCAAAUACGGAAUUGAAUAGUCCUCAAGGACUUUCAGAGCCCCACUACGUCCAGUUUAAUGGAGGAUUCAGCCAAGAACAGCUGAACUGGUUGAAUGAAGUUCUUACAUUCUCUGACACAAACCAAGAAAAAGUGGUGAUUAGGCAGGGUCUGACUCUAUCACAAACUUCUGGGCUUAAGAGAUCCUCCUGCCAUAGCCUCCCCAGUAGUCAAGACAACAGGCCAUCUUCCCAUUUACCCAGACUCCUCCGACAGUGUAUGCCUGGCCUGGAAUUAUAGAGACGCCUUGGCAGUCAUCUGGUCUCACGAGUGUGUGGUGUGUUUCUUUGCUGGUCACACUCAUGAUGGUGGCUACUCCGAGGAUCCCUUUGGUGUGCACCAUGUCAACCUGGAAGGAGUUAUUGAGACAGCUCCAGACAGCCAGGCUUUUGGCACAGUUCAUGUCUAUCCUGACAAGAUGUUGUUGGAAGGGAGAGGCAGAGUUCCAGACAGAAUUAUGAAUUAUAAGAGGGAAAAAGCACUCCAUUUUUAGUUUCUGUAUUUUAGUCUGAUCUCAGAAAGAGAAUGAGCUUUGUGUUCUCUCCUCUCAAAAACAAAAAUAAAAAGCCUCAGUGUCGUUCAGUA